AUGGCAUCCAAAAGCAGCGGCAGCAGCAGCAACAAGGCCCAACAGAGCAUCAAAAUAACGAAGCAGACCCUCAAACAGAUCAAGGAACUCGAACAGCAGAUCAAACUCGCACCAAACCAAGACCUCAACCCGAUUGCAGACCUACUAGAGCGGCUCUCGGAGGAAGUCAAAGAACAGCGGAAACAGAAGAAAGCCGCCAGCCAGCCAGCCCAAGUGACCCAUGCACUGAUCUACUCACUCCAUCGGAUCUUCUCAUCGCUCAUCCGCCAGGGAAGGAUCCAUGGCAGCCCAUCACAAAGAUCUGAGACCCAAGCGGAAGAAGAGGCCGUCAAGCUGGUCAAGGACUGGCUCAAGACGCAGUACAGCCAAUUUAUAGACUGCCUCCUCGCUCUCCUCCGUACGCCCACCCACGAGGAAAGCGGCGCACAGAUCGAGCUUGACUGUCUGACAAUCCUGAUGAACCUCGUCCGCUACGAAUCAGACGUCAUCCGCUCCCUGAAAUACUCGCGCAAUCCUCAGACCGGCGCGGAUGUCGACCUCAAAUUCCCUCCCGCCGGCUUCGAAAGCUCUACCUUCCUCAAGCUCGUCAAGGCCCUCCUUAUCCCGAACGAUCCCCAUCAAGUCCCUCCCUCCGUCAGAGCUGAGUUCAUCCUCCGCUACCUCAACUUUUGUGAUGAUAUCCGCUUCCGAUUCCUCAAGGACGCUACUUUUCUCUGCCAAUCGUUCAACCCCGAAUCAUCCCAACAAGGCCGCAAGAAAAAGAAAGCUAAAGCAGCAGCAACCAAGGAUAUUGGAGAUGGCGUUUCAAAAGACGGCUUGACACGGAACCUGCUCAUGUACCUGGAAUCUCUCACGACGAUGCCAACUAGUGUAGACGAGCUGAACCAGUUCUGGACGGGCAAGCCGCAAGAAGAAGGAAGUGGGAGUGGGCCGACGAAGCGGAAGAGCAUGGGGACGGAGGGUGAGGGACGGAGGAGCAAGAAGAAGACGAAGGUGGCUAGCGACGGAAGCACGGGGAUCUUUGACGACCCGACCGAUUCUGAAGACUCGGAAGAGGAGCCAGACUCGGAACAGCGAAGCAAGGACCAGCACCCCUUACUCGUGCUCCGGGCCCAUCAGAAAGCCUUCUCGGACUGCUGGGUCGCUUUCUUGAGCCUCCAGGGCCUCGCCGAGGCCGACAUCAAACGCGUCCUCAAAAUCCUCCACAACCAAGUUAUCCCUCACAUGAUUGACCCCAAGAUCCUCAUGGACUUCCUCGUCGACUGUCUUGACUAUGGCGGCUCGAUCUCCGUGUUAUCCCUGAACGCCUUGUUCACCCUCAUGUCCAAACAUAACUUGGACUAUCCCGACUUCUAUACAAAACUGUAUGCGCUCAUCGAUUCAUCGAUCAUGCAUACCCGCCACCGGCCGCGUUUCUUCCGGAUGCUCGAAGUCUUCCUCUCCUCCACUCAUUUACCCGUCAACAUUGUCGCCUCCUUUAUUAAGAAGAUCGCCCGCAUCAGUCUUUUCGCCACCCCCGGCGCAAUCAUCGCCGUCGUCCCGUUCUGCUAUAACCUGAUCAAAAUGCAUCCUACCGUCAUGGCCUUACUUCACCGAAUCCCUGACGGCCAAUCCAAAACACUCAAAGCGCUCGAAAUCAGUGAUCCGUUCAGAUUCGAUGAGCCCGAUCCACUCAAGACCGAGGCGAUAUUCAGCUCAGCGUGGGAGUUUGUCGGUCUGCGCUCGCAUUACUUGGCCAGUAUCGCCACCCUCUUCAAGGUCUUUCAAGAGUCGUUCGAUAAACCUAAGUACGACUUGGAAGACUUCCUCGAUCACACAUAUUCUAGCUUAAUCGAAACCGAACUUACACGACUGAUUAAAAAACCUCCAGCACUCAGUCUCUUCGCGUCGUCCUACAAACAACAACCCUCCACUUCCUCAACACUUAAUCAGAAGAACGAUUCUUCGAAGUGCGUCGUCGUGGAUGAUAUUGUCAACCAGAUGUGGAAGAUAUAA
Molecule: messenger RNA, 1995 nt
Organism: Puccinia triticina
Lineage: Eukaryota; Fungi; Basidiomycota; Pucciniomycetes; Pucciniales; Pucciniaceae
Exons: 6
Coding region: 1-1995 (664 amino acids)
Biological process (GO): ribosome biogenesis
Cellular component (GO): Noc4p-Nop14p complex; small-subunit processome; nucleolus
Source: RefSeq, a predicted model, not a curated record